AUACUUUAUUUUGUAUCGGCAUUGCAUGUAGGAUCUAACGGAUCUGACAUUGGUAUUAAGUUGCCAUUGGCGAGCUGGGCGUGCCAAAUCCUCUCUUAAAAAGUGCAGACUAUCUAUUUUCGCAUAGAAAAAAGGAAUAGAUUCUUGAUUUCUUGCCCUUCAGUAGUAGCAUAAAACGCAUUUUCAUUUCAUUGCAAACCAAACAACAAUCAUGAAGUUCUCCACUGCCUUCCUUGCUCUUACCGCCAUCGGCUCCACCGCCGCCAAGACCAUCUCCGGAAAGGCCGCUCGCAAGUUGGUCCGAUCCGCCCGUCGUCUCGAAGACGCCGCCGAGGARGAGGAACAACAAGAAGAAGACUAUGCCUUCCUUGGUAACUACAACGUGAAGAUGGUUGGCUGCAAGUCCCAGUUGGAGACUCCUAUCAUGAACGAAGMSGGUGAGUACGAAUACUCUGCCGUCCUYCUCCGAUUGUGCCCUGCCRCCGACGGAUGUGACUCUUCCKCCACCGAAGGAUGCAAGAACGGAUACGGAGAAAUCCUUGUUGGACUUUCCACCUACGUYGAGGCCUACUUCGAGGAUAUCAACAAGCAGCAGGAGGAGAACGCCAACGACGGYGAAGAAGAAGAGGACGAAUUCGAMGCCGACCGUUACGCSAAGUGCGAAGAAUACAACCCCGACGAGAACGCCGAUGAUGCCAACCAAGGUCAAUGGGAGAACUACGCCUUCUUCGUUGGACCCACCUGUACCGAAGACGGCUUGRRCCUCAAGCUCGASCUUUUCCAGGACGAAUACUGCUCCACCAAGAGUGAGAUUGAGUUCGAUGCCAUCUCYAACGGAUGGUCKCUUCCUUACAGCGAUGGCGGACUUGUCUCUACCAACUGCGCCUCUUGCUCUGAGUACAACGACGACGGUGAGCUCGAGAUCAAGGAAAUGUGCCAACAGACUUACGAAGAAGCCGCCUACAAGUGCGAAGAAGGUAUGGAAACUUACUCCUACUUCGGACAGAACGUCCAGGGAUGCGAAACCAUCGAAGAAAUGUUCCCCAAGACGGGCGGAAACGGAGGAAAGAUCUUCGGAUGGAUCGUCUUUGCCGGAGUUGUUGCCGGACUUGGCGGAUACGUCAUGUGGUGGCGCAAGAAGAAGGCCAGCAGCAUCGAGUAAACGCGUUUCAUCGCGUCACUCCACCGGUUUUAUCCAGCUUACUUUUGUACAGCCGCGAAUUCAUCUCGUCUCUCAGCCGCCACCUGCGGCUGAAGGCGACAUGAUCUCUUACGGCAACUCUGUUGUUCCUUCCAGUAGUCGCUCUGCCAUUACUCCUAUGCACAAACGCGUAUCGAAAGUCUGUCAAUAACCGAUCAUUUGGUGUUGGUUUCUAUGCGUUGACUCCAAGUCAUGUUCACGUGGUGAUAAAUGUUUGAGGCCCCACUCCGUGUUGGUGGUUUCGGCAAUUUAUCAAUAAAAGUAUAAAAAAUAC
This is a messenger RNA of Pseudo-nitzschia multistriata, 1475 nucleotides long. NCBI's taxonomy places the organism in Eukaryota, Bacillariophyta, Bacillariophyceae, Bacillariales, Bacillariaceae. The record is from the annotation of a GenBank genome assembly.